UCUCUGCACAAGUCGGCGUGGACACAUGUUCGGCGAUUCGGAGAAGAUGCUUUUCCGGUGUUCAACCUACAGCCGAAGAAGCGUCAAGGCAGUGAACGAGACUUCGAGAGCCCGCCAAUGGACCCGCUUGUUCAACCGUGGCUGGCACAGGCUAUGACGGGCCUGCAAGGAGGUGUUCGGUCUGCAUCCUCAGAGCUGGUCGUCUACGUCGCCAAUUUGGUGGCGCAAGGAGUGGUGAGCUCUGCGAAGGUGACUUUUCUGAUCCAGGCCCUACAGAGUGCGGCGGCCAACAAUCCGAACAACUUUGUGGGAGUGGUGCUUUUGCCCAACCGAGCAUGUGACGAGAGUUACUUGAACAGGAAAGAGGAGCAGGACAUCAAGGACGGCAAGGACGUCAAGGCCGAGACCCAGGAGAACGAUGAAGCGGAGGAGGAUGCCGAGAAGGCCAUCGACGUGGAGGCCGUGACAGCUCUUCGAGACUUCAAGUACCAGCUCCAGGUCACGUUGCAGGAGCCGGCAAGACAGCUGUCGGUGAAACCCUUGACGCUCAUCUUCGAGGAGGCAAGCAUUUAUGGGCAGCGGGCCGCCUGCCACGAAGCGUGGCUGGUGACGAGCUCCACUUCGACUGUCAUGAGCCGAAAGAGCUUGUUCAAGCGUCUCAUCGUGGAGAAGAUUCCGAUGUUGCCACGUGCUGUUGUUUGCCUGCAUUUGGUAGCCAUGUGCAAAUGCUGCCUGAGUUCAUAUUUCGUUUCCUUGUCGGGGACUUCUGAGGAACUUGGUUGCAAUCACUCCGUGUUCGGUGAGCAACGGCAGCACCUGGGUGGAACGGGGCUGAUGAAGAAGAUUCUGACGAGCCUCGAGAUCUCCAAAUCCAAGACUGUCGUCGUCGAUUUGUUUGCCCAUGAUGGGUGGCUUCCCUUGGCAUGUCUACAGCUCCACAUGGACAAGUAUUCGAUUACAUGUGGGUCCGUUGCUCACACGGAAAUCGAGUACAAGUUCAGCAAGGAGGUGAUCCUCCAUGACAUCUUCGGCCGGGCCAAGUCGAAGCAACUUACCAUUGCAGGCUUCCCUGAUUUCACCGCAGCACUGGCUGACUUGACCAAGGUUCACACGGAAACCUCCCGGCCUGACUACGAGUACCUGGUGACCGUGCCUGUGGGUGGAGACCUUAUCGUGCUUGCGGCUCUGAUGUCCAAGUUCGAGAACUCGGUCUUUGCGGCUGACUUUGCGACUGCCCUGAAGAAGCACGAUGAGGAGUUCAACAAGAAGCGGAAGAGGGCCAGUGUGGCAGAUGCCCAGUCUGAGACUGAGAACCAUCGAAGGAAGCGCGAGGCAAACACACCCAGGAAGCUCCCAAAGGCUUUCGAAGACGUGACCGCUUUCCGCGACAAACACAAGCAGCUCCUCGAAUCCACGUGCGGUGACGUCAGCUUGUUUUACGACACGGACGAGAACUCGUUGUGGGUCGGGGCGGACAAAAUCUGUGGCAUCCCAGCCAAGGCGGAAUGGCUGGGCUUCGGCUCUGGCAGCUUUCUCGACGGGGCUACGGCUAAGGAUGUGCUAUCCGAUGCCGCUGGCCGAUGGUUUCGAUACUCCUUGGAGGGGCCUCUGGCAGAUGUCUUUGCGGUGAGCUUGAAGGAGUUCAUGGUGGCCAUGGAGGACCAAGGCGAGAUCGUGUCGUUCAUGGGGCACGACAAGGAGAACGAGACCCUGAAGGUGAACGACAAAAUCGUUUUCGUCAUGGAUGAUGUGAAAGGCAGCCCCACGAAGAAACGGCGCAUCUCGAAGGCACGGCUUAGAAUUCCUUUUCCAAUCAUGGAUACGGUCAGCACCGAAACCUCCCCUUCUUUCAACUCGCCUCCCUUUUCUGUGGAAGCAUAUGAGAGUGACUUGCAGUCACUCAGUGCUGCUGCCAAAGAGGGGGAGGCACAAGCCAAACCGUCUGGACUUCGGAAACUCGAGCGGUUCGAAGUGAACAGCGACGGUGACGAGCCGGAGGAGACCGGCUCAUGGGACCUAGAAAUGGAGGAGGAGGAGGAAGAGGAAGAAGAAGGGGGUUCAAAGAAAAAGCCUGCCAAAAAGCAGCAUCCCAAAAAGGGAGCAAAGAAAACUCAGAAGAAGAAGAAGCAAAGCGAGAGUGACGAGCCUGACAAGAAAGACAAGAAACGAAAGAAGGAUGAUGAUGACGAUGACAUUGACUCUGACGAGGAGGUGCCCACGAUGUUGUGCUCAUGA
Molecule: messenger RNA, 2235 nt
Organism: Symbiodinium necroappetens
Lineage: Eukaryota; Dinophyceae; Suessiales; Symbiodiniaceae
Source: the annotation of a GenBank genome assembly